Messenger RNA from Amphibalanus amphitrite, 2341 nucleotides. Its product is annotated as rhotekin-like. Gene Ontology annotation, cellular component: actomyosin contractile ring. Gene Ontology annotation, biological process: mitotic cytokinesis; septin ring organization; actomyosin contractile ring assembly. Bases 220 to 1656 code for a protein of 478 amino acids. NCBI's taxonomy places the organism in Eukaryota, Metazoa, Arthropoda, Thecostraca, Balanomorpha, Balanidae. The record is from RefSeq and is a predicted model, not a curated record. The transcript is spliced from 9 exons.
AGUCUGCGGCGGCGGGGGCGGUGGCGGGGGCGGACGUUGCGCAGCACAGCGACAGGCCCAUCGAUCAGCGACGUCGUGACGGUGGAGCAGUGGUGGCGGCGGAGCCGCCCAGCGGCGACCGAGCGAAGCAGACCCGGCAGCCGACACCAGCAGCAGCGAGGCCAAGCGGGGUCAGUGAGGUCAGACGCUGCGGUCAAGUGCGGUCUGUGGUGAGAGGUCAUGAACACGUGCUUUCCGUCACCGGCGGCAAUGGUCGGUGGUGGUAGCGCCAAGGAACGCCGCGGGGAGCGAAUUUCGCCGCCAAAGCUGGACGUCAUUCAGGACCUGGAUCUGUACUACAUCAAACAGCUGGCACACAACAACAAGGACUUUGACCUCGAACGAAAGAUCGAUGUGGAGAUCAAGAUCCGCGAGGGUUCCUCGCGGCUGCUGGCGGCCUGCAAGCACCCGCAGCAGUCUCUGGAGGCCUCCAAGACGCUGCUGACCUCCAACGAGCGCAUGGCCACCUACCUGACGGAGCUGCAGCGGAGGAAGGACGUCGGGCACACCGUCAAAUGGCGGCCACACAUGGCCAAUCUGUGCGUCUCGGACCUGCGCAUGCCGCUCAUCUGGAAGGAAGAAGACCACUUCCGGAACCGGGGCGACUUCCGGCGGUUCGCCGUCUUCUGCCUGGUGCGCGUCGGCACCGACAUCUUCGACACGACGCUCAUCAACCCGGUGGAUCGGUCGAUGACGGAUGUCUGCUUCGACGAUGUGUUUGUCUUCAAAAAGGUGUCUCCUGACUUCACCUGCUCUGUAGAAGUGUACAGCCACGUUCUGCACGAGGAUCUCAGCAUUGCGAGCACUCCGCGAAAGAUCCGACAGACGCUUCACAGCUCUAUCAGCCGGACAGUCGGCAAACGGCUGGCUGCCAGCCUCAAGGACGAGCUGAGCGAAGAGAACAGCGGACCCCAGUUCCGGUGUAUAGCUCGCGCCAACCUGCGAGUCCAGGAGGUGGAUGAGACAGUGCGCUCGCACGACCUGACCCUGUCCGGGGAUGAGGCCAAGGCGGACCUGCCGCUGUUUGGCCAGAUCUGCUGCCGACUUGCCGCUGAGCCGUAUACGCGGCUGACCGAUUCCGUCGCCGGGAAAGUGAUGACUAAGAGGGAUGGCGACUGGUCCGAGUCCCAUGGCACCCUCAGGGGCUAUCAGCUGCGACUCUAUCCUUCGGUGGAGUCCAGGGAGAACGAAGAUGAACCGAUCUUCACCGCGCCCGUAGACAAGGACACUGAGAUCGUGACCAGCCCGGAGCGACCGCUGGAGAUCACCGUGCGGCCCGACCGGGGCGACCGUCCCGAGCUGCUGCUGCGGCUGCCCACAGAGAGGGACGCCGAUGUCUGGCUGAAGGCCAUGGAGGCCUCCGUCACCGGCAGCCGACUAUGGCGGCGGGCCGGUGAACAGUCCAUGACCAUGCUCACACCGUCCGCGCGACUCUCGUCAAUGAACACCCGGCCCCGUCUGCGAUCACUCUACGAGCACAUCUCGCUGAAGGACGACUGCUCCUCGCCUGAGCUGCCGCCGCCACCGCCGCCUCGGCAGCGCGCUCAGAGCACCUCAGGCAUCGGCUCGUUCAUUCGCUGGGGCUCUCUCCGCAGCAGGAGGAAGCUGAACUCGUGAGCGAGCUCGCUAGAUGGCAGGAGUGUCGCCGCUCGUCGCUGCGGUGAGAGAAUGUGUUCGUUAGGCAGACUCGAGGUCUGUUCAAUGUUCAUAUGCGGGGCUCCUGAGGUUCCUCGUGGCCGGUGGAGCUCUAUUUGGGAUGAGAUGUGCGAUUUGCUGGGAUAUUUAGCAGUCAUGUGUUGGCGACAAUCAUGAAAGUGAUGUUCUUUGUAGUGAUUUUGAAAUUAUAUUUACCGAAGCUCUAUUUCUAUGCAUCGUUAAAGAUGCCCUUCUGUGAAUUCUGUCCUUUUUCGAUUAUGAAACUUUCAGCCAAUUUACGAGCUGUUACUUUUUAUGAACACCGAGGGAUCAUGUGUGAAAGUGUCUGUUUUAGUGAUCGCGCGUUUUAGAAAGUCCUAUUGAACCACGACACCGUUGUUACUUGAUCAAUUCUAACAACCUCAGUUCGGCAUUUGAGACGGCGGCGCUGGGCACAGACUCGUGUGGCGCAGUUCCCGUCCAAUGUCCCUUGGCGGGUCCUGUCUGUAUAUAGGCGCAUUGUGCGGCGCUCUGUCCGGGACAUGUGUUGUAUGCGUCAAUUGUGCCGCGUGUGGCGAGCGGGGCGGUCAGGAUAGUGCCUGGUCGCCGGCGGCCAGUCUAUCUCCGCACAGCGCGUGUCUAGUAAGCAAUAAAGGUUGUUUCUAUA